ACUCAAGCCAGCAAGACACAGCAGCAAUGGCAGCUGCCGAGGCAGCCUCCUCUCCCAAGGGCAAGUCCUUGGCCAGCGGCUCCUUCCGGCCGAGCCAGAAGAAGAACAAUGUCAUUGCCAAGAUCCAGGCGGUGGUGGAUCCGCAAAACAGGCACGGCAUGCAGCGGGUGCUUGCAGCUAUGACCUGGUUAGGGCUGACUCCGGAGGAUCUCGACGGUUCCAAAGACCAGAACGUGGAGGUCAGCUCCAAGGUUCCAGAUCCGAAGCAGGCGCAGAAGAUCAAGGAGGAGCGAGUGGAGGUCUGGGAGGGCUUGAGGAAGGCUCGACUGAUAGAAGUGGAGCGGCGGCUGCAAUUCAUGUCCGACGACGAUGCGCGGCGGGUCAUGCGGGCCAAGCCUGGCCAAGGCGUGCGCAUGGUCACCGAGGAAGAUCUUCCUCCGGUGGAGGCCUUGGAUGGCAUGCAAGCCUUCGAGGAGAUGCGGCAAAAAGCGUUCCAAAAGAUCCAGGAAGAGCAGCAGCGCAAAGCCGCCCUCUUGGCUUCCGGCUUCCUCAUGGAAAAGAAGAGGCUGGACGAGGCGGACCGCAAGAUUGCGGCCUUAGAGCAGCGCCUCAAGGAGUACAAGAAAGCACAGGCUGACGCAAUAGAGGCUCAAAAGAAGGAGAAUGCGAAAGCCCAGGAGAAAAGACAAGCCCAAGUGCAGAAGACAGCAAGAGACCGAGCGAAGUGGGAGGAUGAGACCUACGAAGAUCUCAUGUCAAGGAUCGACAAGGCGCGCUCCACGCGAGCCAAGAUGUACUCCAAGGAGGGCCUCAAAGAUACGCUCGAGCUUGGCGUACAGAGAAGGCAGAAAUGCUUUGAUCAGGCCUUGGAGCGCGAGCAAGCGCUGCUGGCGAGCAUCGAAGCUGCAAGCCAGACUGCGGAGGAACGGCUCCAGGUGCGGCGCCAGGAGAUCGAGGAGGAGUGCCGCCAGAAGGCCGAGCAGUCCCAGGCCAAGUUCCAGGAGCGACAGGUGAGAAUCUAUGCCCAGACGCAGGAUUGGGUUGACAGGAAGCUCGAGGACCACGCAAAGUUCAAGGCCCACUACAAGACCUGCAUCAAGGCAGGACAAGACCUGCAGAAGGCGAGGUCCAAGUCGGCGGGUGAGAUCACCAAGAAGGCGAUGGAGAAGUGGAGGGCGAACCACACCAAGAUCGAGGCCUCACGUGAGAAGAACAACUCAGACUUGCUGGAGCGACAAGAACAAGCACGGCAACGCACGGAGGAGAGAAUGGCGCUGAAACUGAAGUGCGCGAACGACAUCCACUCCUACAAGGAGGUGAAGUACAAGACCUGGGGCGAGCUGCAGAGGCGCCGGAUGCAAGAGAUCCAGCAAUCCCGCGAUGCGCAAACCCAAGCCCUGGUGAUCAAGAUCGCGGAGGGACAAGCGAAGGCUCGAGCUCAAGACGCUGGGCAGAUGGAGCUGAAGAACCAGCGGGCUCGCAUCGGCGCCGACACCUUGGCGCUGAAUGAUCGCGCCAAAGAGGGCUUCCUGAAAAUCAAGGCUGAGCCAGAUGAGAGGCGCAUCAUCAAAGUGAUGAGCGACCUUGGGUUCCGCAUGCCCAAGCUACCUGAUCAGGAGGAUGAGGAGGACGAGAAGAAGGCGUUCUAGGUGAUGAGCUCCUGAACUUUCACUCUGGAAGGGAGGGGCAACGGGUGCAGAGUUGGCUGUAUGUCAAAUGUUUGGAUCGAGGGUAAUUAAAGAGAAGCCGCA
Molecule: messenger RNA, 1751 nt
Organism: Effrenium voratum
Lineage: Eukaryota; Dinophyceae; Suessiales; Symbiodiniaceae
Source: the annotation of a GenBank genome assembly